AUAACUUAAUAAAAACAUCUAUCGGUUAACUGCCGCACUUCACAGUGAAAGCUGGGGAAAGUCGUUUUUAAACUUAAUGUUAGAAUAUUAUUUAUUUUAGUGUUAAAUCAUAAUGUUUUCGGCAACGUGCGUCGCGCCUGUUAAUAUGGCCCUAGUUAAAUACUGGGGCAAACGAAACGAGGAACUAAUACUGCCGAUCAAUGAUUCCGUAAGCAUGACACUAGAUGCUAAUGAGAUGUGCGCAAAGACCACAAUAAGCGCAUCGGAGAGCUUCAAACAGAAUCGAAUGUGGCUGAAUGGCGAUGUUGUGCCCUUCGAGGAGAAUGCACGACUGAUGCGUUGCCUGGAAGGCGUACACCGUCUGGCCCUGGCCAAUGGUGCCCACAAAUUUCCAUUGUCGUGGAAGGUGCACAUAGCAUCGUACAACAAUUUCCCCACUGCCGCUGGGCUGGCAUCGAGUGCAGCUGGAUAUGCGUGCCUCGUCUAUACGCUGGCACGCCUCUACGAUUUACCUUUGAACGAGGAACUAACUACAAUCGCCCGUCAGGGCAGCGGCUCAGCGUGCCGUAGCUUAUACGGCGGCUUUGUGCAUUGGCAACGUGGCUCAGCCUCUGACGGCAGCGACUCCAUUGCCGUGCAGUUGGCACCCGCUGAACAUUGGCCCAAUAUGCAUAUGCUUAUACUAGUCGUGAACGAUGCACGCAAAAAGACCGGCUCGACCAAGGGCAUGCAACUGGGCGUUAAGACAUCCUCAUUGAUACAGCAUCGAGCUAAAGAGCUUGUGCCGCAGCGCGUUAAGGAUCUGAUGGCGGCAAUUGAUGCACGUGACUUUGACACUUUCGCGGAGAUCACCAUGAAGGAGUCUAAUCAAUUGCACGCCAUCUGCCUGGACACAUACCCGCCGUGUGUCUACAUGAACGAUGUCUCGCAUGCAAUUGCGAAUUUCGUGCACGAUUACAACGAGACAAUGGGCGCCUUGCAAGCUGCCUACACUUUUGAUGCCGGCCCAAAUGCCUGCCUCUAUGUGCUGGCCGAGAAUGUGCCACGUCUUUUGGCUGCCAUUCAAUUGGCGUUUCCCAAUGAUUCCUCACAAAGUGUUGAAUAUCUCAAGGGUAUUCCCGUGCCACCGGUUGAGGUCAAGAACGGUCUUAGGGACGCGGCUACAGGACAUGUGAAUGCCAAGAAUAUGCUCAAAUAUAUAAUCCAUACGAAAAUAGGAGCAGGUCCUCAGCAGCUAAGUGAAGAGAAGAGCCUGCUAAUCGAUGGCUAUCCACUGACCAAAUAGCUUAGUCUCCAUAAACUCAUACUCUCUAUAUUCCGGGCUGAACUUAGCUUAAUUAUUGGUGUUAAUUACUAGAACAUUUCUAGCUAGGUCUUGGGGAACUUUUCAUACAACUC
Molecule: messenger RNA, 1398 nt
Organism: Drosophila hydei
Lineage: Eukaryota; Metazoa; Arthropoda; Insecta; Diptera; Drosophilidae
Product: diphosphomevalonate decarboxylase
Exons: 1
Coding region: 113-1285 (390 amino acids)
Biological process (GO): isoprenoid biosynthetic process; isopentenyl diphosphate biosynthetic process, mevalonate pathway
Cellular component (GO): cytosol
Molecular function (GO): diphosphomevalonate decarboxylase activity; ATP binding
Source: RefSeq, a predicted model, not a curated record